Molecule: messenger RNA, 2025 nt
Organism: Hydra vulgaris (swiftwater hydra)
Lineage: Eukaryota; Metazoa; Cnidaria; Hydrozoa; Anthoathecata; Hydridae
Product: serine/threonine-protein kinase 32A
Biological process (GO): protein phosphorylation
Molecular function (GO): ATP binding; protein kinase activity
Source: RefSeq, a predicted model, not a curated record
GGGGUAUAUGCGCUAUGUAGAUAAAUAUUUUUGAUUGAUUUUGUUUUUAUAUUUAGAUUUUUAUAAUUGGAUUGGCAAUAGUAGUAAUGGGUGACUAAAUAUUUUUCCUGUUUGAAUACAGCAGUUUAAAAUAUAAAAAAUAAAAAAAAAACAGGUAGUUAAUGGUAAUAUUAAAUGGGAAAUUCAAGCAACAAGAAGCUCCAUGAUGGUGUCAACGGUCCGAUCAGCCUAAAAAGUUUCGUUAUACUUCGAUCAAUUGGAAAGGGGGCAUUUGGAAAGGUAUCAAUUGUAAAAAUGAAGUCUACAAAUCGAUUGUAUGCUCUCAAGUAUAUGUGUAAGAAAAAAAUUGUUGAACAAAAUGCCAGUAAAAAUGUACUACGUGAAGUUGAAAUACUCAAAAUGCUUCAUUAUCAAUUUAUUGUUAACUUGCAGUUUUCAUUUCAAGAUGAUCGUUACAUGUACAUGGUGAUUGAUCUAAUGCUAGGUGGAGAUUUGCGUUUCCAUAUAAAUCAAGGUCACACAUUUACAGAAGCUGAAGUAACAUCUUAUAUAUUAGAAAUGGCACUUGCUCUCGAAUAUCUAAAGGAGAAAUCUAUACUUCAUAGAGAUAUUAAACCAGAAAAUUUACUUCUUGAUAGUAAUGGGCACAUACAUUUGUCUGAUUUUAAUAUAGCAACUUGGAUACCUGAUGGAAAACUUGCAACCUCUAUCAGCGGAACUAAGCCUUAUAUGGCUCCAGAAGUUUUUGAAACUGAAGCUGGUACUUGUGUUGGAUACUCUUUUGAAGCUGAUUGGUGGAGCAUGGGUGUUUCUUUAUUUGAAAUAUUAUGCAAAGAGCGACCAUUUAAAAUCUGCUGUGAUUCGCCUUCAGAAAAUUUAGAAGUUUUGGAAAAAACAAAGAUAGUUUUGGCAAUUCCAAUCACAAUGAUUAUGUCACAACUGAUGUUAGCUUUGUUGGAGUUUGAUAAAAAUAAAAGGCUAUCUAGUGUCAACGAUUUAAAGUUGUAUAUUAAUGACUAUGAUGCUCGCUUGGAGAAAGCCUCAAAGAAGCAACUUAAUGCUAUUUUUAUACCAAGUAGUGAGAAAUUAAACUGUGAAGCUAUUCAUGAACUUGAAGAAAUGAUAACUGAAUCAAAUCCUCUUCAAAAGCAGCGUAAAAAAAAGCUAACAAAAAAGCAACCUUCUUGUGUUGACAUCAAUGAUCCUAUAGAAGAGUUAUCAAGGAAAUUUUCUUCUUUCCAAAGAAUCAGUUCGUCAAAUGAUGAAAAAGAAAUGACUGUUGAAACUCGUGCUAUUCUUGACACUUCCAUGUACUCAAAUAGUCAUUUCAGUUCUCCAAAUUAUAAUUCUCCUGGUACUGUUUUAUCUCCAAAAAUUCCAAUAAAUAUUGGUGCCAAGACUUUAGUGGCCUCUAACAGGAGCAAAAAUCUAUCAAUUUCGACUGAAAAUUUUGGGAUAGUUCGUAUUGAAGAACGUGGUUUAAAGAGUGAACACUCUCAAAACUGUAGUACUGCGUCAUCUGCUAUUUUAGAUGGUUCUUAACUUCUCUUUUUUUUUUAAAAGUCUUUUAAAUAAUGUUAUUUUUGUACAUACUGUGAUUAUAGUCUUGAGUUUUAAAGGCUUAAAAUAAGUUUAUUAAUGACAGUUUAUUAGCGCUGUACAUGCUUUUCAUUUUUAAAAAGGAAAAGUAGCUUUUUUAUUUAUAUUUUUUUAAUAUUAAUUUUUUUUCUAAUUAUUAUUGUUGGUCUUUUGUUGCAUUCUAAAUUUUUAACACUGACCAGUUUUUUAAAUUAAUAUGUUAGUUUGUCAUGAUCUUUUUUUUUUUGUCAUGAUUGUUUUUUGUUUUUUUUUCUUUGGAUGUAGUCAUUUUCAUUUGCAUGCAUGUUUAUGACAUUAUGGUUUUUAGCGUUUUAAUUUCUUAAAAAAGAAAAAAAGAUUUUUACUGUUCUGUUGAAAUUUGUUUCAAGUAUCAAGAAACUUUUGAUUUUCUUAUUUUAUGCAGCAAACAAGACUUGAGAAAAAAAA